This is a messenger RNA of Bursaphelenchus xylophilus (pine wood nematode), 7329 nucleotides long. The record is from the annotation of a GenBank genome assembly. NCBI's taxonomy places the organism in Eukaryota, Metazoa, Nematoda, Chromadorea, Rhabditida, Aphelenchoididae.
AUGACCACCUUCUUGUUGCAACAAUGGAAGAACCGUGUUGGGGGACCUCAGGAUCCAAGUAAGUCGUUUCAUUUUCGAAACGAACAUUAUUAUUUCAGUCUGAUGAUAUGACUUUUCAGCUCCAUUUAUGCUCGCCUUGGCCAGUGAGAAAACCUCUUCUCAGGAGAAGGAAUUUAUUAUAAAUGCCUUCGAUGAUUGGGAUAUUCUGACUUCUACUUGGUUUGAAGUUGCAGAUUAUCUAUCUAUUAUUGAACGUCUAGCUGAAGAUAACAGCUUUAAAGAACGACAGCGAGCUUUCCUUUUAGCAUCGAAGGUGGCUUAUUGUCUUGGAGAUUACAACUCAGCUCUCCAAUUGGCUUUGAAUGCCGGAGAAUUGUUUAGUCUGACCCCCAGAAAAGCCUCUUUGCUUCUUGGACCUCAAGAUGAUCUGGUAAUAUUUGCCCUUGAUUAUAGUAUUGUUGUUUAGUAUGUGGAUAAGAUUGUGGAGCAAGCUCUGGAUGAGUACAAGGUGUCCAGACGGACCGGGGUAAUGGUGAAUUCUUCAUUAGAGGCCUUGAUCAAUCGUAUCUUUGAAAAGACGUUGGCCAAUCGCGAGUAUCGUUUUGUGAUUGGUCUCGCUUUGGAUACCAGAAGGAUCGACAUGAUGGAACGUGCUGUUAAGGCUGCGGAAGACCAAACUUCGGUUCUCACCGAGACCGUUGGAAAGAUCUUGGAAUCUCAAUUAGAUCGCAAGUUUAGAGGCCAGGCGCUUGAUUCUGUCUUCCGUUUGUUCUCGGAAAUGAAAGAGCCAGACUUCGUGAGCAUGUGUCAAUGCUUGAUCAAAUUGGAGAAACCGGAAGAUGUUUCUGGAAUUCUGAGGAGACUGUUGGCUAAUAAUGUAAGAUAUGGCGUUUAUAUAAUUUUAUUGCCAUGUAGAACGAACUGUUGGCCUUCCAAAUUGCUUUCGAUUUGUACGAAAAUGCCAGUCAGCAAUUUAUCCGGGAGAUCGAAAAGGCUUUAAUUCCUGAGUCUAAGCAGGAAACCUCUGAAUCUAAUGGAAAUGAGGCGACAGAGGAAAGUACCUCUUCAGAUACCUCCAGUGAGGAUGCCACAUCAACAACUGCAUCGUGAGUUUUGUUAAAUAAUAUGUCAGGAAUUAAAAUUUACCUGUGACUGCUUUUAUUUUUUAGAUAUGAUUCUUUGACCGAUAGACUAAAGAGAAUUCUGAGAGGAGAGGAAACAAUUAAGCAUCACAUGCAGUUCUUGAUCAAAAACAAUCACACCGAUAUGCUUAUUCUGAAGCAAAUAAAGGAUUCGGUUCGUACGGCUUCUACUCACAACGGUACUGUGAUUGCAAAUGGACUUAUGCAUGUCGGAACUACUUGUGAUGACUUUUUAAGAGACAACCUCGAAUGGAUUUCUAAGGCUACGAAUUGGAAUAAGUUCAAUGCUGUGGCUACUUUGGGAUUAAUCCAUAGAGUAAGCUUUGUAUGAGGAUUAUAUUUCAGUUUUAUUUUAUUUUUUACGCCUUUUAAUUUCAGGGACACGAAUCAAACGCUUUGAAAUUGCUCGACCCAUAUCUUCCCAAAGGAGAUGUCGAUCAGUUCGGAUACAAGGAGGGAGGAUCUCUUUAUGCCUAUGGUCUGAUCCAUGCCAAUCACGGAUCACCUGAUGCUAUCACCUACCUCCGAGAUCAACUGACAAAGGCCGCUACUGCAUCCGUUAGACACGGAGCCUGUCUUGGUUUGGGGUUGGCGGCAUUGGCUACUCAUGACGAAGCUAUCUAUCAACAACUACGUGACACCCUUUACCAAGAUGAUGCUGUCACUGGCGAGGCGGCAGGAACUGCUAUGGGCUUGGUUAUGGCGGCUUCAAUGAACCAGCAAGCCUUUAAUGACAUGAAGACAUAUGUAACUGAAACCCAACACGACAAGAUCCAGAGAGGAUUGAGAACUGGAAUUGCCAUGUUGGCCUACGGAAGAAUGGAAGAAGCUGAGCCGUGGGCUGAAGAGUUGUUGGAAAACAAAUCGAACGCCAUUCUGCGACAGACUGGAGUUUGUAUGUUGGCUAUGGCUUAUGCUGGUUCUGGGAAGGCUGAUGUGGUCAGAAGACUUUUAUCCAAAGUGGCAGCCGACCCCAACCACGAUGUUAAGAGGUUUGCAGUCAUUGCCGUUGGAUUCGUAUUGAGCAAGUGAGUGGUUUUAUAAAUUUAUUAGGUUAGCGUUUUGUAUAACAGAAUUAUGACCGGUAGGAAAUAUAGGAAGGCGUUCUCCUAAAAAGAAGUUAUUAAGCCAAAUCGCAGAAAGAAAUUGGGCUAAGGUUUGACUUACUGUGGACUAUUAGUAUCCGAGUUUCGUCGUGUUUUCGGGUAGUCGACACUCAAACGUCUCUGAAUUGUCACCUCAUCAUGGCUAUGUUGUGUUCGCAGUUGGUGUCUUUGUUUUUGGUCAUUUUUAUUGGGCACACAGAGAGUUGUUGUCGUACUAAGUGAAUUAUUUCCGUUGAGGGCAGCCACACUUUCUUUGUGUUGAUACGAUUUCUCCAUACAUGACCUAAAUUGUCUAUGGUUAAUGAAUAUAGAGAUAAAACGAAAAGCAUGUUUUCGGGGCCGAAGCGUUUUUUGUUCAGCUGGGCCCUUCAAUGCUUACCAUGUGGGGUCCGUCGCGAGGUAUACUUGACUUCUGGUGUAUGUAUUCUCUACUCCAGAAGAUAGACAUUUGCACUUGAUGAUCUUGAUAAACGCUUCUCGGAAACGUCUGUUGAAAAUUGUGUAGAUUACUGGGUUCAAAGUGCUACUCAAAUAGCCUAGCCAGAGAAUAAUCGACCCAAUUCUGGGAGGCACAGAACAGGUGCUUCCACAGAAUCCCAGAGUGAAAUUCAUGAUGAAAAACGGAGUCCAGCAUGUAAAGAAACAAGUAAAAACCACUGCUAACACUCGGCUCGCCUUGUGUUCGUUGGCUAGCUCAGUGCUUGUCGUUAUCUCUUGGUUCUUUUUUCGAAUAAUCUGAAGGUGAUUUCGAAAUCGGUUGAAUUGAGUUGUUAUCCUUGUUGAUCUCCUUUGGAUCUUUUCGCUGAUAGUUUUCCUUGAUUCUUUAUAUUGAUCAUCAUUGUCGUUGUUUAUUUUGAAUUGAUCGAUGAGUGGAUCGGCUUCGUUUUCUUGGGCUUUCCUCUCAGAAUCCGAGAUAUUUUUGUUUUUAAUUGAAUCUUGUCUGUUCGUAAUUGAUGUCUUUGCCAAGGGUGACAUUUCCAAUGCUCCUUUUCUUUGUCCUUUCCUCUGGGUGCCAUUGACCGACUCGGCUCCGUUUAUUGAGGCGGAGCUCGCGCCGCCGAUUUGUCUGGAAUUGGCGAAUUUAAUGUUGUUGAAUGGGCUUACCGGGUCUUGGCCGUUCUCUUUUUGCUCAUGAUGGUUCGUCUGAGUCCUUGAUUAAACCCAUCAACUGGUUUGAGAGCCAAUGUGCUUGCUUGUUUGUUUAACAAUUGGGUGGUCUUUGUGAACGUGACAGUCAUGAUAAUAAAUGGGAUCAGAAAUGCCAAGAUGGAGCCAUAUAUCAUGUAAUGUUGGCUUCUAAUAGUGCAUACAUUGUCAUGCAGUAUAGUAGAGGGGUCAUGGAAGGCAAGGACAGCUAAUGGGCUGGAUAUAAUUAUGGUUCCAAUCCAUACAAAACAUAUUUUAAUAGCGACCACGGUCCUGGACUUAUUGCGAUUCUUGAGCGGCCGAGAGAUACCCAAGUAUCUAUCCAAUGAAAUCACUGAUAUGUGUACAAUACUCGCAGAACAUAAAAAUACAUCGGCGUAUGUAUAAACAAAGCAAAGCCAGAAACUCCACUUCCACAUCCCUUGUUGAACUUCAACCAAUAUGGCCAAAGGCAUGACAAUGCUACAUACAAGUAGAUCUGCCAUCGCUAAAGAUAAUAGGAAAUAGUUGGUCACAUUUUGAAGCCGUCGGUCCAUUCCGAUCGCGAUACAAACCAUGAGGUUACCAAAGAAGCCAACGGCACAAAAGAAUGGCAACACAAGAAGGGCUGCAACAUUAUGUUUGUUAGCUUGGAUUGGAUCCAUAAUCACAUCAAGUGACCGCAAGAAUGGAUUUCUGAAUAGCGAAGUCGAGAACUAGCCAUAAUAUUGAAAAGUAAUUGGUCUGAGAAUCGUCAGAUCUGAUCUUUUUGUUCUGGAAUCGGAUGGGAUCUGGGCAAACCGGCGGCCUUGAAACUUUUAAAUCACCAUCUUUUCUCCAUUCCAAGGUCGGCCAGGACUAAACUGGUGGCUCUGAAAUCAUAAUAAAAAUGAAAAUUUUGGUUAUUAAAGAGCGGUUUUGCACGAAAAAUGGGUUUUCACGCCCAAAAAACAUUCCUCCGGCUCCACUCCCCCGGAACGCAUUGUGAGUGAAGAAUUCGAAGAUUUGAUAAGCGAAGGGAAGGCCAGACGCGGCCAGGAAGUUACUUGAAUAUGAAAAUAUGAAAAAUGAUCGAAGAGCGAUGACUGUACUUCAAAACGCAACUUUCUGCUUAAUGUAAAAACGUCAUAGGACACGAAAAAGAUUUUGUUACUACGAGACUUUGAUCUGGAAGAUUUGUGAGAAAAAAUGGAAGCCGCUCUCAGAUUUCUGAACGGCUUCAUGAAUGGGGACGCGAGAGGCAAGAAGAAAGAUCGGUCUGCCCUCAUCUCACCCAGCAUCGCUUUUGAACUCCACGUUUUGUCUUAAAGCGGGGCGUUCAUUGCCUCGGGAUUCUUUGUCUGAACCCACGAAAUCCUCGCGCCUUAAGAUUCCCUCAGGCUUCUUCAUAGGCCCCAUUCUGUCGCUUGAGACUGGAACGCUAAGCAACGGACCGGAAAAGAAUUGCCCCGUCACCGGUGAUGCACCUAAAGGAGUUUCUUUGUGUCCGACGCUCUCAAAUCUUGUUAAGAUUUGAGCUCUUAGCCACUAUUUAUUUCUUGUAUUUUGGAAGAAUACAGCGCGCCGAGAUAUGAGUUCUAUGAACGUUUGGCCUAAAACUAAAUCUCUUAUUUUCAGCGAUCCGGAGCAAUGCCUCAGUUACACUGGCAUGCUGGUCGAGCACUUUAAUGGCCAUGUUCGUUACGGUGCCGCCAUAGCUUUGGGCCUUUCUUGUGCUGGAACGGGUCAUAAGGUAAGUAUAGGAAGAUAACUCAUAUCCGCAAAAUUUUUGGGAACGAGAAAAGGAAAUGGGUUAUGGGAGGCUUGAAUGACUGGCCAAUAACCGUGAUGGCCAAUUGUUAUGAUGAAGGGCGGCUGAUGGUGAUAAGAAUGCUUAUUAAAAACGCAUAAAUCCUAGUUUAUGUGAGAAAAUGAGCGGCGCUGAAAGGUCAGAGAAGCCUGUGAUUUGAGGCUGACUUCUAGCACGGCCUGCCUGAAAGGCUUAAUCUAGGAAUUAGUUAUUGGCACAUUAACUCUACGACCGCCAAAGGCAUUUCCCGAGAAUGACUUUGAGCCAUGAACGGGGGUCUCCUUUUUUGAGUUUUUUCCACCCCUUGAGGCGGAUAAAUCAAUGAAACAGCCAGGCCCGCACAUAAAGUCCGUGAUUAGUGGCUACUGCAAAAUUGCGGUGCACCACGCCCAUUCAUUCACCAGUGUUGAUGAAAUCCAUGAGGCAAAAGGUACGAGCGCGACGAACAUUUGUGAAUAAACAAGUGAGGUCACGUAUAGAACAUUAUACGACCUUUCCACUACACAUCAGAUCCGGCUAAAAUUGAUGUAACUAUAAGGUGUUCCCACGCCUUUUCGACCUGUCCAACUUUGUGUUUGCUUUUAUAUAUCCACGUGAACUUGGAGUCGAAUAAUAGUGAUAUAAUUUCAGGGAGCUAUUAGUGUCUUGGAGCCUUUAUUGUCAGCCAAAGAGAACUUUGUUCGGCAAGGUGCGGUUAUUGCGUUGUCCUUUGUUUUGAUUCAACAGACCGAGGCAGCAUGCCCGAAAGUUGCCGAGUUCAGGAAAACAAUUAUGAAAAUGAUUGUGGAGAAGGGAGAAGACUCAAUAACCAAGGUUUGUUGUCUUACAAUUUUACGUCCGAUUUGAUUAUUUUUCCUGUUUUCAGUUUGGAGCCAUCUUGGCGCACGGUAUUUUGGACGCUGGAGGUCGCAAUGUGACCAUCUCCUUGCAUAACAGGAAUGGACAUUCGGAUAUGCCUUCCGUCGUUGGGUCCUUCGUCUUCCUUCAGCAUUGGUACUGGCAUUCGUUUUCCCACUUUGCCUCCCUUGCUUUCCGCCCAACUUGUUUGAUCGGAUUGAACAAUACAUUACAGGUAUGUGGUCGUUGAACUUCACGCUUACGGUGUGAUGUUAAUUGACUGAUUUGUUUCCAGAUGCCGAAGACUCAGUUCCGUUGUAAUGCCAAGCCAUCGUUGUUUGCAUACCCACCACCAUUGGAGGAAAAGAAGAAGGAGGAAAGCGAAAAGGUCGAGACCGCCGUGCUCUCUAUUACCAACAAAAAGAAACAACAUAAACGCAGCGCGGAUAAGGAAAAGGAUCUUACCAACAUAACUACUUCCAAGGAUACUACUUCUACCGGUUCAAAGGAGGCCCCAAAAACUGAUGAAUUAGAGAAAAUGGAGAUCGACGAAGAGACAACCAAGAAGGAGAAGGUCGAGGAAAAGUAAGUUACAAGUGAUAAUAAAUAGAAAAGACCCGGAGGUGUGUGGAAAGCUGCAAUAAAACGAUGAUUCCUCUAGGGAACGGCACAUAUGGCCUGAAUUUUUUGGGCUUGCAACAAAAAAUGUAUUGGAAAGUUGAUAAAUAGAGAGUCCAAAAAGUAAAGGAUCUGGUUGAUCACCGGGAGAAAGUUGCGCUAUAGUCCGUUUUUGGUCAAACGAUUACGAAAACCGAAGAACAAGAAAAUUGAACGUCACAGUUUGAGGAAAUGUUCUGCAUUUUUGUUUCGAGGAGUUCUGGACGGCGCUCAUCAAAUUGCGGACUACGUUUGGGACGUUUCAAAAAAAUAAUUCACGAAAAAUUAAAGGGGAACCCCCAUACUUUAUUCGUACUAACACGCACUUCGAAUGUAGAGUGGAUGGGGUCUCUAAAGCUGCUCAAAGUUAUUAAGAAUUUUAUUGUUUUCUUGCAGGAAGGAGCCUGAACCCAACUUCUUUCACCUCACAAACCCCAGUAGAGUGAUACGCCCUCAACUGAAGACUUUGGCCUUAGCUGAAAAUUCCCGUUAUCAGCCCUUGAAAGCCCUUUCCAAUGGUGGAAUCAUUCUUCUCCGAGAUCUGAGACCAACUGAAAAAGAAGAAAUUGUGGAAUUGUCCGCCGCCGGAGGGUCUACUUCAGACGGCUCUUCCUCCAGCAACUCUGAAGCCCAGCCCCCUGCCACCUUCGAAUUUAACCUAAAGGCCUACUAA